AUGUCAGCCCUGCGCCCGUCGUCCUCGAGUACUCCAUCCUCGAGAGCGCAGGAUCAUGGAGAGCCUGAGGUCAUCCAGUUCGUCAACUGCCGCCUACUCCGAGACGGCAAGCUCGUCAAGGGAGAUCUCUGGAUAAACACCAAGAAUGGCACCAUUGGCUCUUCCAAACGAACCCCGGAUGCUGUCCGUGACCUCCAAGGAUGCAUCAUAGCCCCAGGCUUCAUCGACUGCCAAAUAAACGGCGCUAUUGGAUUCAACUUCUCAACCAUCCCCGACGACAUCUCCGACUAUCCUAAGCAACUUACCAAAGUCAACAAAUGGCUUGUCCAGACAGGAGUGACAUCUUACCUGCCCACCCUCACGAGCCAGCACAGCGAGGCCUAUCAUAAGGCUAUCCCAUUCCUCACCCCCACACCCCGACCAUCCCCAGACCGCGGCGCCUCAGUCCUAGGAGCCCACCUCGAAGGCCCCUUUCUAAACCCAUGCAAAUGCGGCGUCCACGACCGCUCCGUCCUCCGCACCGCCCAAUCCUACCAAGACCUCGACACGGUCUAUAACCUCUCCCGAGCCCCUCCCCACUCUGUCAAGAUGGUUACCCUAGCCCCUGAAGUCCUCCUCCAGGAAGGACCGGAAAUCAUCUCGACACUCACCGGCGACGGCAUCGUCGUCUCGUUGGGACACACGGCAGCCUCGUACGAGAAAGCCCGUGAGGCACUCGCUGCUGGCGCGAGAAUGGUGACACACUUCUUCAAUGCCAUGCCCCCUUUUGGUCACCGCGAGUCGGAGCUUAGUAUCGCCAACAUCAUUAUCCCGGCGGGGAAUGAAGAAGCUCCCAGUUAUGGCAUUAUUGCUGAUGGGGUUCACAACCACAAGUCAGCGGUUAUGCUGGCACACUCGGUGCAUCCGGAGGGGCUGAUCUUGGUGACGGAUGCGAUGCAUGUGCUGGGGUUGGGGGACGGGACGUAUCCGUGGCGGAAUGGGACCGAGAAGUCGAGUGUUGUCAAGUCUAGGGGGAGGGUGAUGGCUCCGAAGAUGGAUGAGGAAAAGAGAGAGAGGAUGGUGUUGGCGGGGAGUGCGGUGACGUUGUUGGAGUGUGUGAAUAAUUUUUUGGGGUAUAUUGAUACGACGAGUGUUGGUUUGGAAGGGGAUGAGGGGGAGAACGAGCAUAUUGUUUCGGCGUUGAUGGCGGUGACGGAGCGGCCGGCGAGGUUGUUGGGUUUGGAGGGGAGCAUUGGGACUUUGGAGGAUGGGACGGAUGGGGAUAUUGUUGUUUUGGAGAGGGUUACAGGGGAGGGGGGUGGGGGGAUGGUGUUGAAGUUGAGGGAGGUGUGGAAGCAGGGGAGGAUGGUUUUUGAGGGGGAGAAUUGGGGUGGUGUCUGGCGGCUUUAG
Molecule: messenger RNA, 1389 nt
Organism: Podospora anserina S mat+
Lineage: Eukaryota; Fungi; Ascomycota; Sordariomycetes; Sordariales; Podosporaceae
Exons: 2
Coding region: 1-1389 (462 amino acids)
Biological process (GO): N-acetylglucosamine catabolic process
Molecular function (GO): N-acetylglucosamine-6-phosphate deacetylase activity
Source: RefSeq, a predicted model, not a curated record